AUGUACGGUCCAGUUGCACAGCUCGGUGUGGGAAACGCACUUCUCAUCAUUCUCCAGCUCGUCUUUGCUGGAAUCAUCCUUCAGUGUCUCGAUGAGCUUCUCCAAAAAGGGUAUGGUCUUGGCUCUGCGAUCUCACUUUUCAUAGCGACUAGCCUCUGUGAGAGCGUUAUAUGGAACGCCUUUAGCCCCGUCACGUUCUUCAAACGGUCUGGACUGGAGUUUGAAGGCGCAUUGAUCUCGCUUUUCCAUAACUUGAUAACCAAGUCAAGCAUCCGACAAGCUUUCUUCAGACAGACUUUUCCAAACGUUGCGAAUCUGCUUGCAACAGUCUUGGUCUUCCUCAUCGUUGUCUACUUCCAAGGCUUCCGCGUUGUAUUACCUCUUAGUUCAAAGAACUCACGGCAAGGCGGCUACCCGAUCAAACUCUUGUACACCUCCAACAUGCCAAUCAUUCUCCAAACCGCUCUCGUCUCAAAUCUCUACUUCAUCUCUCAGCUUCUCUACAACCACUUUGGUGGGAAUUUCAUGGUGAACUUGCUGGGACAGUGGAGAGGACCAACACCAGUAGGUGGUCUCGCUUACUUGAUCACAGCUCCAUCAAGCCUUGCAGAUAUUUCUGCUCAUCCUUUCCACGCACUCUUCUACAUCGUCUUCAUACUCUCUACUUGUGCGUUUUUAUCCAAGACAUGGAUUGAAGUCUCUGGUUCCUCCGCUAGAGACGUGGCCAAGCAGCUCAAGAGACAAGGGAUGGGGAUGGCUGGGCACAGAGACUCCAAUAUGCUCAAGGAGCUUAACCGCUACAUCCCAACAGCAGCCGCCUUUGGAGGAAUGUGCAUUGGUGCACUCACUGUUCUUGCCGACCUCACUGGAGCUAUUGGCUCAGGGACUGGUAUCUUGCUUGCCGUCACAACCAUUUAUCAGUUUCUCGACACUUUUGACAAGGAACUAGCCACCGAGUCAUGA
This is a messenger RNA of Eruca vesicaria subsp. sativa (arugula), 963 nucleotides long. NCBI's taxonomy places the organism in Eukaryota, Viridiplantae, Streptophyta, Magnoliopsida, Brassicales, Brassicaceae. The record is from the annotation of a GenBank genome assembly.